Molecule: messenger RNA, 946 nt
Organism: Tuber melanosporum (Perigord truffle)
Lineage: Eukaryota; Fungi; Ascomycota; Pezizomycetes; Pezizales; Tuberaceae
Exons: 3
Coding region: 110-406 (98 amino acids)
Biological process (GO): proton motive force-driven ATP synthesis
Molecular function (GO): proton transmembrane transporter activity
Source: RefSeq, a predicted model, not a curated record
CAUCCCACUCCUCAAUUGAUUUCACUUCCCUUUGGCACAUACACGAGUACUUUCAUAGAAACCCUCCCAAAAAGAAAUAAAAUAAAAAAAAGAAUAGAAACCGACAGAUAUGUUCUCACAGCCGACCGCCAACGUAAUCCGCUACUCCGCCCUCGGCCUCGGAAUCUUCUACGGCUUCACCUACCAAAACAAACUCACUGCGCAAGCCAAGAUCCGCCGGGCUGAGAAUGAGUACCACCGUAAAGAGAAGUUGAUAAUGCAGGCGAAGGCAGAGUGGGCGAAGAAGCAUUCCGCCGACAAGACUACCGCCUCCGGUGGACUUAUCACCGACCCUAACGACUCACGAUUCGAUCUAGAAGCGUACUUACAGCAGCUUGCGGUGGAUGAUAAGAAAGCUCGUGUCUAGAUGUUUUUGUUUUUUUGAAAAGGUAUUGUAGGCGGGAAUGGGGGGGAAACAUAUUGCGGACACUUCUUCAAUGAUAACGAUGGAGGGGGCUAAAUUUUUACCCCUACGGGACCUUUUUUUUCUACAUUAAUCACGAAUAGAAAUGGUUGGGGAAAUGCGGAAAAUAUGGAUCAAAGUUAGUGUGUUUCUUUUCUUCUCUCUUAGAGUCCGGCAGAGAAUAUGGGUGAAGUUCAUGGAUACGCCCCCGCCGAUAUUCUGCAUGGGGUUUUCAAAGGAGGGUUCUGUAUCAUAUUGCUACACGGUUUUUCUUUCGCGGCUUUCUUUAUCACGUUUUCCUGGGUGGCUGUUGAUUUCAUCCUUCAGGGGGGUGGGUCCCCGGGCAUGCAGUACCUUUGGUGGGUCUCGUGCCAUUCGCAUUCUGUAAAUCCUUUCAACCACUGGCAUCGAUCUUUAGGUUGUGUUGAGUAGCGCAUCACUUCCAACGCGCUAGUUCCUUUAUAUAUACAAGUACAGUAGGACUAUGAUACAUGCUUUUAUGAA